Molecule: messenger RNA, 1170 nt
Organism: Trichoderma aggressivum f. europaeum
Lineage: Eukaryota; Fungi; Ascomycota; Sordariomycetes; Hypocreales; Hypocreaceae
Exons: 1
Coding region: 1-1170 (389 amino acids)
Molecular function (GO): dioxygenase activity
Source: RefSeq, a predicted model, not a curated record
AUGUCUUCAUUCAGGUCCGCCCAACGUGCAGUCCGUGCUUCUGCACCUCUGCUUCGUUCUUCACCUCUCAUCACCAACCGGGGCAGCCAACGUUUGUUUCACGAGUCUAGCAAGGCCAAGGCCGUAGAGGCUAUCGCCACCCAGACACCACUGAGCAACGGCCCGCCCCCUCCCCCUUAUGUGGCCCAACAGGUUCAACAGCAGCAACUUAUUUCGCAGCCAACACCCAAGGUAGAGGGCUACGCACAGCUUAACGUCAGAGAUCAGGCGUAUAACCCCAGGUUCUACGAGACCAUCGGCAAGAUCAUGAAGCUUCGCGAAAAAUACCUGCGUGAUCGUGCCAUCUUCGUCGAGUCUGAGGAGAUGAUUGGACUUAUGCUCGGGCUCGGUGCCAAGGAGUCUGACAUCCUCGGCAUGAAGGCUGUCUCAGACAAACUGUAUCACGACCCUACCCUGCCCUUCCGCCUGACUCGCAACAGCCGCUUCUGUCUCGACUUUGAUACGCACUCUAUUCGCCGCCUAGAGUUUCAGCCCUUUUGCCUGUCCGUCGAAGAAGACUUCAACCGUUACGACUCUGGUGCCAUCCGCCGCUUUGACGAGGUUCAGAAUGACUUGCAGCUCAACUCAAUCUUCCAGGCCCUCUUUGUAUUCAAGGCCAUGAUCAUCCAUGGCAUGGAGAUUGCUCACCGUCCCAAGCUAGAGUACGGAAUUAACAAGUGGGUGUGCACCCUCUUCAGCCUCCGCACUGUUACCACUCCCCAUAUUCUGGGAGAGCCUGCUCUCGAGGGUGUGCACGCUGAUGGUGUUGACCACACCAUGACCACCUUCUUGGGAAGCUACAACAUGUCGGAUAACAGUGCUGCCACAUUUAUGCAUGACAUGGAGGAGAAGACCGGCAUCCCCCUGGAACAGAUCCAGCCUAUCCACUUGCUUGGCCGAGUCCAGCACAAGAGGUUCCUCGAUACACUCAUGAUCGUCGAUCACGAGCGUAAGCAUAGCUUGUCACCUGUGUUCCCCGUCGAUAAGACCAAGGAGGCGCACCGCGAUAUGCUUGUCUUCUUCACUCGCAAGCCUGUGGAGCAAACCCACGUGUCUGGCGGCAUCGACUCGCUCAACCCUCACAAGGACCUGCCUAUGGAGAUUCCUCUCUACUUGCCUGGGACUAACUAG